Molecule: messenger RNA, 2653 nt
Organism: Danaus plexippus (monarch butterfly)
Lineage: Eukaryota; Metazoa; Arthropoda; Insecta; Lepidoptera; Nymphalidae
Product: ankyrin repeat and LEM domain-containing protein 1-like
Exons: 8
Coding region: 219-2234 (671 amino acids)
Molecular function (GO): endonuclease activity; protein binding
Source: RefSeq, a predicted model, not a curated record
AUUUAAACUUCCAACUUCAUAGAUCUAAGUUGUACUAGAUUGAAGUCUGUGGGGGAUUGUUACUUCAUUUAAAAAAAAGUUAUACUCGAAAAAAUAAGUAUAUUGACAAAUUGAUCUAAAAAUAAAAGGUGAUAUCGCGACAGGAAAUCCCACAGGAAAUGAAGACCUACAAGUAGCAAGCUCGCAGACUUUCAAUAUAGUCGGCUUUCGCGAAUACAAUGGAUACGACGUUUAAAGAGUUAUUCAAACUUUAUGAUAUUAUACAAAAUGAUGAUUCAAGAUCAGUCGAAAGAUUUUUAAAUACGCAGAAAGUAAACAUUAACUUAGUUUUACCCUGUAAAGGUAUUGGAGUGUUACAUUUAGCUGUAGGUAUAGACCCUUUGGAUAAAUCCAGAAAUUGCACAGAAAUAUUAUUGAAGCAUGGCGGCGAUCCUAAUCUAAGUAAUGACGAUGGAAUAACCCCAGUCCAUAUAGCAGCAAUAUGGGGUAGAGUGGAUAAUUUGAAGCUGCUUGUUGGCUGCGGCGGAGAUCCGUCAAGACGUGAUCUGGACGGUAUCUCAGCAUUUGAUUAUGCGGUGAGAGAACAACAGUGGGAUGUUUACGAUUACUUGCAUAAUGUUAUUGACGAAAGUGAUUCCACUGAUCCCAUUGAAACGGAGUGUGCGUACACACUUAACAUCGAACGGGUCUUAGUUACAACAGACCACGUGGUGGCGGAAUAUGAACCACUUAAAGAAAACCAGACAGAUAUAAUCAGUAGAAAAUCUGAUACUAUCAGAGAUUGGUUGGAUAGGAACAGCUUGGUCAUAAAUAAAUUAUAUCCCACCAUACAUGGGGAGACGUACCUCAUAGAGGACGAAUCCGAACCGUGGACUGACGACACCAAUAACACUUUCAUGACCUGUUGUUCAAAACGCGAAGUGGAAAUAACCGGGGUGCAUCCCCUGGAACUGACUUCCGACAAGAGCAAGUUCUCAAACGAGAGCAAACAGAGAGCUAGCGUGUAUGAAAAUUUUUCCCUACCAGGCUCACCCAGUUGCAUCACGCACAGAAACUAUAACAGUAAAACCAGCCUCAGGAAAUUGGGUUCCAAAGAGCUGAUCGCUACCAACCAACUGACAUUAGACAGUCAUAUAACUGAUGACGAUUCUCAAAGUGAUCUGGACAAAGCGAUGAUUAUGGUCCAGAAUCGCACCAACGAAUGGUUGUGCGGUGACGAUAGGAACAGGAAUACUAGGCGAUCAUCAGCCAGUAGCGGUGUUAGCAGCACUCCAUCUGGCAACAUAAUGCUGGCUAACGUCCACGAGGAAUACAAAUACGAGGACCCUGAAGAAGACGUCGUCCUGAUAGAGAGGAGACUACAAGUUUCCUCGAUCGUACUGCCGGUAGACGAAGGGUCAGACGCCGAUCAAACGAUACAUUCAAUAGCCUCGUCUUUGCCAUUUUCCGUUUCCUACGACAACGACGCUCUAAGAUCCGAACUCAUACGCCUAGGAGUUACCCCGGGUCCCAUACAGAAUACAACAAGGACGCUGUAUUUGAAAAAACUCCAAGCCUUAAAAACGAAUCCUGUAAUCGCUGAGCAUCAAGAAACUGGUAAAACUUACAGUGUAGAACUAACUAAAUCACUCCGCAAUGAUGAUUGGUUACAAAAUUUGUCUCCAUACAUCAAUAUACAGACAAAAGUGCAGGCUGAUUUUGAGAAUCCAAAGAAGAUUUGGAGGGAAGGUAACGCGAAAACUUCAUUCACCUACCUACUACUGGAUCCACGAGUCACAGGAAACCUCCCGGCCAGAGCCAACAGUCAAAGCCAUCAGGUCUCUUGGACUACAUUCAUUAACUCCAUCUUCUACAUCGGUAAAGGUAAACGUUCAAGACCAUAUGCCCAUUUAUACCAAGCGCUGACACCGUGGAAACACAAUAUAAGGAAAUCAAGCAAACAAAAAGUCCAACAUAUACUGGACAUAUGGUCGGACGGUUUGGGUGUAAUAUGUCUGCAUGUGUUCCAAAACAUAAUUCCAGCCGAGGCGUACACAUAUGAGGCUGCAAUGAUUGACGUCAUCGGACUCAAUAAUCUUAAGAAUGAGAAAAUCGGCAAUUACUAUGGCGCAGCCGAGCAGUUGACUAGGAAGGAGAGACGGAUGCUUGGGUUAUAUCUCUUAUACAAAGCAUUGAAUAUUUAUAUUAACGAAGGUGAAAGGCAACUCAGACCGGACAAUGUUAAGGGAGACUGAUAUAUUCAUAUCAUAAUAUUUUUAUUUUAAUAUAUUUAAUGCUUCAGACAUGAAAUCUUGCCAAACGCUACCCUCUGUACCUUAAUAUAAGUAAUAGCCAAAGACAAUUUGACUUUUUGACUGAACGUAUGUCGUCAAUUUUAACUUAACGAACAGUAUUUUUUAAUAUUUUUAUUGCUAUUUAUAUAAAAUCGCUCCGUAAGCUUAAAUUAUAUAGUUUUUAAUUAUUUGUAUGACUUGUAGUAAGUUACCAAUGUUUAUAUUAUGAUUUUUUUCUAAUGUAAGAUCUCAAAAUUGUAUUUUAAUACUUAAUUAACUCCGAUUUUUUGUAUGUUUUCAUAUUUUUUGCUAGUCAUUUAAAAUAUACGCAUAAUUAAUGAUGGCAAUAACAUUUUGAAAUAAAAGGCUACUUAAGAGAA